Molecule: messenger RNA, 483 nt
Organism: Mya arenaria
Lineage: Eukaryota; Metazoa; Mollusca; Bivalvia; Myida; Myidae
Exons: 4
Coding region: 76-456 (126 amino acids)
Source: RefSeq, a predicted model, not a curated record
GGCAGAUUGCAGAUAUGCAGGCAAACCAAAACAGAAUGUAUGCAGAGAAUGAUAGUCUAAUGCUCAAGAGUGAAAAUGGCAGAACAGACAGCAGCAAGGGCAAGGGCUUCCCUACCAAAGACAGCAGAAACUGAAACUUUAGCCGAAGUAGCAGACCAUAUGACGGUGGCAGUUGUGGAAUAUACAAACCAGAGUGUGUAUAUUGGAGAAAUGGAGGGAAACAUGAUGACCUUUGCCCGUCGGCCAGUCGGAAAACUAACAAGUUCUCUCAACGUAAAAAAUAAACAGAGCGUGAUUUUGAAUCCCUUGGACAAAAUGAAAAUUAAUCGUCGAUUUUUAAUUGCAAAAUUCGAAGGAUGUAAGAAAGACGACGUAAUACAAUUAUCGGAAAUUCAGAUUCAACUUAUAAAUCAGUCCGUAGCUUCGUAUUGUUCCAAACAAGCUUCAGACAUCUAAAACCUCAUAUAUUUGGUAUGAUCAUAA